UUUUUGUGUACCGAUAACGGAUUGUUGGAUCUUUUUACCACUUAAUUAAUUGUACGUUCAGCAGUAUAUCGAUUUAUAUAAACAUUUGAAUAUACAAAGUUUGAAUUGUUUUCAAUUUAACCCUCGAAAUUCAUAAAAACUUUUUCAAAUUUCAACAUACGUAGCGAACAAAGGACAUAGAAGUACGAUGGAAGUCAAUCAAAAAGACAACGAGCUACAUUUGUAUCCAAUAAACAAUAAUGAAUAUUUGGGUGCGAUAAAAGUGAAUGUCUCGAAUACGCGCAAUACUCCAUCAACAACGAUUAUACUGGAUAUAUCCGGAUCUAUGGGUUCACAAGUUGCCCGAUUUGUUAGGCAAAUUAUACCAUUGGUCAUGUCGAAACUUGGUUAUGCAGAAUGUUAUCACAUAAAUUUAAUUACAUUCCACGAUAAUGCCGAAACCUUCCACCUGACAUCUAGAGAAUUAAAAGCCUCAAAUUUAACUAAUACAGGCUCUACGCGCUUCGCGCCUGCAAUUACAGCACUUCGCACAAUCUUGAAUGGAUUUGCGAAGAACUAUCCAAACGAGCCGAUGAGAGUUUUAACCAUAUCUGACGGAGAUAUCCACGACCAUGAUGAAGCCGCAAUUGAAACAAAGAAACUGGUGGAAUUUUUGGCCGAAUCUGGUUUAACGAUCAAUUCUCAGGCGCUGAGACUGUUUACCUCGAGUAGCCAACCGGACACAAAAGCAUUAUCCUAUUUAUUGCAAAUAAACAAUACCACCGCGACGCAGCUGUAUGAUGCUUCUGCUGCAUGGCCUGAUGAGGCUAUUGCCAGUGAGAUUGUCAAGUUGUUUCAGAAGGAUAAUUUCCAGAACUACCAGUUUCUACACUUUGAAAGAUCAAUCGUUUUGAAAUUCCCAUGGAAUUCUCAUACAUCAAUGCGAGUUAUACUUUCACUCGGCUGGAAUAUCUUUUGGUUUAAGCAGGUGCCAACUGGAGUUGUUAAGUUGGGUAACGAUGCGGUCAACGCAGUCGUACAAAAUCAAUUUUCUCUAGGCAUGUUCCACGAAUUAAUGGAAUCGAAACUGGAAUACAUUACAGAUCACAUGAUAGUCUUAAAAGUUGUUGAUUCGCCUGAAGCGAAUAGAAUGGUGAAUCAAAUUUAUGAGUGCCUUAAGAAACAAGAGGAUACAUUAGCCGUAAAAAGUUCAACGUCAAACAAGAAAAUCAUAUCAAAUUUGCUGGAUGGCAUUGCCAAGAAUAAGACUAAUUUUCAGGAUUCUGAGCAAAUGGCUGAAUUUCUCCGCAAAACCAAAGCCGAAAUUGAUACUCAAAGAGAGAAUGAUCGCAGGAAGCGUGAAGAGGAAACGGCAGCUCGAAUCAAGAAAGAGGAAGAUGAAAAGGCAGCACGCAAGAAGGAGGAGGAAGAAAAGGCAGCUCGGAUCAAGAAAGAGGAAGACGAAAAGGCAGCACGCAAGAAGGAGGAGGAAGAAAAGACAGCUCGAAUUAAGAAAGAAGAAGAAAAAGCAGCUGAAGCAGCUCGAAUUAAGAAAGAAGAAGAAGAAAAAGCAGCUGAAGCAGCUCGAAUUAAGAAAGAAGAAGAAGAAAAAGCAGCUGAGGCAGCUCGAAUUAAGAAAGAAGAAGAAGAAAAAGCAGCUGAGGCAGCGCGAAUUAAGAAAGAAGAAGAAGAAAAAGCAGCUGAGGAAGAGGCAGAUCGAAUUAAGAAAGAAGAAGAAGAAAAAGCAGCUGAGGAAGAGGCAGCUCGUGUCAAGCAACUAGAAGCAGAAAAGACAGCUGAGGAAGAGGCAGCUCGAAUCAUACAACAAGAAGCAGAAAAGGUAGCUGACGAACUUGAUAGACGAGCGGGGAUCGGAACGUAUUGA
Molecule: messenger RNA, 1864 nt
Organism: Bradysia coprophila
Lineage: Eukaryota; Metazoa; Arthropoda; Insecta; Diptera; Sciaridae
Source: RefSeq, a predicted model, not a curated record